This is a messenger RNA of Hipposideros armiger (great roundleaf bat), 1730 nucleotides long. It is a transcript of the gene TRMT61B, whose product is annotated as tRNA methyltransferase 61B. Gene Ontology annotation, molecular function: tRNA (adenine(58)-N1)-methyltransferase activity. Gene Ontology annotation, biological process: tRNA methylation. The record is from RefSeq and is a predicted model, not a curated record. The coding region runs from base 60 to 1484 and encodes 474 amino acids. NCBI's taxonomy places the organism in Eukaryota, Metazoa, Chordata, Mammalia, Chiroptera, Hipposideridae. Gene Ontology annotation, cellular component: mitochondrion; tRNA (m1A) methyltransferase complex. The transcript has 7 exons.
AGGCGGGGCCUCCCCCGGCCCUACGUCACUCUCCUGAGACUGCGCCUGCGCGGGUCGUCAUGCUGUCUGCAGGCCGCCGCUGUCCAGUCUUGCUACAGCUGCGGCGCCUACGGAGGCGGCCAGGGAUCGCAACCUGUCCAUUUCUGCGCGGGCUUGGGCAAGAGCCCGUCGAGACAGCUCGGUCACUGUGUUGCGAGUUCUCGCAAAGAGACGCGCGAGAUGGAGAGGGAGAGCGCAGGGAGGCACAGAAGAAAGUCCCGGGCGCUGAGUCGCCUCCAUCUCUUCCUCCGCGCGUCCCAGGCGUUGGGACAAGAUGUGUUUCGUCACUGGAAAGCCUCAGACCGCCGAUGCCUCGAGAGGAGUCACCCCCUCGAGAGCACGAGAACCCGAGUGGAGACCAGGGCCAGUCGGAUCCCGCCCUGCCCGCCCUGGACCAGUCCGAGACCGAGGUCGGAGAACUUCACGCCUCCUCUUCCUGGUCAUCUUCCAGAGAGGAGCCCUUUCGGGCUGGGGAGCUGAUUUUAGCUGAGCUUGGGAAGAGAGAAACACAAUUUAAAAAAUUAUUUAGGUUGAGCAACGCCGGACACUUAAAUAGUAGCUGGGGGACAGUCCCUUUUGGCGACAUCGUGGGGAAGUUCCCUGGACAGAUACUGAGGAGUUCCUCUGGUAAGCACUUCAUGCUGAGAAGGCCGUCACUGGAAGACUAUGUAUUACUGAUGAAAAGAGGGCCUGCCAUAACAUAUCCAAAGGAUAUGACUAUGAUGCUGAUGAUGAUGAAUAUUCACCCAGGUGAUACAGUUUUGGAAGCUGGCUCGGGCUCAGGGGGAAUGACCUUAUUUUUAUCCAAAGCAGUUGGAUCACAAGGACGAGUCAUAAGUUUUGAAAUACGAAAAGACCACCAUGUACUGGCUAAGAAGAAUUACAAACACUGGCGUGAUUCAUGGAAAAUGAGUCAUAUAGAAGAGUGGCCAGACAAUGUGGAUUUUAUUCAUAAGGAUAUUUCAGGAGCAACUGAAGACAUAAAAUCUUUCACAUUUGAUGCGGUAGCAUUGGAUAUGUUGAAUCCUCAAGUUGCUUUGCCUGUUUUAUACUCAAAUCUUAAACAGGGCGGUAUAUGUGCUGUAUAUCUAGCAAACAUCACACAGGUUAUUGAACUUUUAGAUGGAAUUCGCGUCUGUGAACUUGCUCUCUCAUGUGAAAAGAUAAGCGAAGUCAUUGUCAGAGAUUGGUUGGUUUGCCUUGCAAAACCGAAAAAUGGAAUUUUAGCUCAAAAAGUAGAACCUAAAAUCAACACAGAUUUACAAUUACAUUCUCAAAAGAAAAUUAGAAUUGAAGGUGAGAUAUUUCAAGAGGAUGACCAUGAAGAAUCACAUUCUGAUUUUCCAUAUGGAUCAUUUCCCUAUAUUGCUAGACCUAUACACUGGCAAACUGGUCAUACAGCUUUUCUUGUCAAGUUGAGGAAGUUCAAACCACAUCGUAACUGAGUACCUCAGACGACAGCAACUGAUUUGAAGACAGAAGUAUAAAGUAGAGCUUUAUUUAUAAAUUACUACUUUUAUAAAUUGUUAUUUUUAGCUAUUACUAUGAUUUGUAUAACUUUUACAUAUAAUUUUGAAAAAUAACAAAAACUAAAAAAAGAUGUGUAACAUUUCAAAAUUGCUUAAAUGUCCCAUUUUGACAUCUGUCUUGCAGUUAGUUUGACAUAUUGUAGUUAAUGAUUCCAAGUUGGU